GGCACGUCUCCCUUGGGGUAUUGUUUGAGGGGAACUGAGGUGGAAGGGCGGUCGUGGUUCUGGUCCUUUGUACACAGGGGUCGUGUGCCCCUCCCUGCCUCUUACCUCUUCACUACCUGAACCCCCCGAGUUUGGGCCGAGCCCUUUGCUCGAGGGUGUCGUUAGGGCUUUCUGCGGGAGGGCACAUUGACUCCGGAACCAUGGAGUCGUGGGAGGGGGGUGGAAGGAGGGCGUUUGGCACGCGCGGCGCUCCUCACCGCCGGCUCCGCCGCAGCCAUUUUGUGGUUGCCGGCGUUCGCCCGGCGCCGUCUGCGCAGGCGCGGCGGUGGCGUCGCGAGUUUCCGGCUUCUACCCGUUGUGACGCUCCUGGGAGGCGGCGACGCGCGUGCGGCCCGUCGCCAUUGGUCUGGCCUUGCGGAGGGCGGGGUCGGCUCCGCCCGCACUUCUCGGCCUUUCCUAACUGCGGCAGAUGGGAGGGGGCCAGAAGAGCCGGGGAGAGAGUGCGGCUGCGCAGUUCCAGAGGCGGCAGUGGGCGUUGCGGUUGCUGCUGUCUGGGCCCAGGGAAGGAUCGUGUUGGGAGCCGAGUUUUAAUUUUGUCUGCAAGGGACCUGGCCUAAUAAGAGGCACUCUUGGCAAUCUUGUUUAUAACAUCACCGGGAAACAUUAGCCGGACAUCAUGAGUGGCUGUCGAGUGUUCAUUGGGAGGCUAAAUCCCGCGGCCAGGGAGAAGGACGUGGAAAGAUUCUUCAAGGGGUAUGGACGAAUAAGAGAUAUUGAUCUGAAAAGAGGCUUUGGUUUUGUGGAAUUCGAGGAUCCCAGGGAUGCAGAUGAUGCCGUAUAUGAACUUGAUGGUAAAGAACUGUGCAGUGAAAGGGUUACUAUUGAACAUGCUAGGGCUCGAUCUCGAGGUGGACGAGGUAGAGGACGCUAUUCUGACCGAUUUAGUAGUCGCAGACCUCGAAAUGAUAGACGAAAUGCUCCACCUGUAAGAACAGAAAAUCGGCUUAUAGUUGAAAAUUUAUCUUCAAGAGUCAGCUGGCAGGAUCUCAAAGAUUUCAUGAGACAAGCUGGGGAAGUAACCUUUGCGGACGCACAUCGACCUAAAUUAAACGAAGGGGUGGUAGAGUUUGCCUCUUAUGGUGAUUUAAAGAAUGCUAUUGAAAAACUUUCUGGAAAGGAAAUAAAUGGGAGAAAAAUCAAAUUAAUUGAAGGCAGCAAAAGGCACAGUAGGUCACGAAGCAGGUCUCGUUCCCGAACCAGGAGCUCCUCUAGGUCUCGUAGCCGAUCUCGUUCCCGGAGUCGCAAGUCUUACAGCCGGUCCAGGAGCCGGAGCCGGAGCCGGAGCAAGUCCCGUUCUGUUAGUAGGUCUCCUGUGCCUGAAAAGAGCCAGAAACGUGGUUCUUCAAGUAGAUCUAAGUCUCCAGCAUCUGUCGAUCGCCAGAGGUCCAGGUCCCGAUCCCGGUCAAGGUCCAGAUCAGUUGACAGUGGCAAUUAAACUGUAAAUAACUUGC
Messenger RNA from Suricata suricatta (meerkat), 1511 nucleotides. RefSeq names its product serine and arginine rich splicing factor 5 (gene SRSF5). Gene Ontology annotation, molecular function: mRNA binding. The record is from RefSeq and is a predicted model, not a curated record. Gene Ontology annotation, cellular component: ribonucleoprotein complex; cytoplasm; nucleus. The coding region runs from base 677 to 1495 and encodes 272 amino acids. The transcript has 8 exons. Lineage: Eukaryota; Metazoa; Chordata; Mammalia; Carnivora; Herpestidae.